Molecule: messenger RNA, 1139 nt
Organism: Helicoverpa zea (corn earworm)
Lineage: Eukaryota; Metazoa; Arthropoda; Insecta; Lepidoptera; Noctuidae
Gene: Mtnr
Product: histamine H2 receptor-like
Exons: 3
Coding region: 1-1065 (354 amino acids)
Biological process (GO): G protein-coupled receptor signaling pathway
Cellular component (GO): membrane
Molecular function (GO): G protein-coupled receptor activity
Source: RefSeq, a predicted model, not a curated record
AUGAGGAACUUUACGUUCCCGAUAAAUAACUACGGAAAUUUCAACCGCAGCAUCUCGCCCAUCACGCUGGACGCCGAAUGGCCGACUCUCAGUCGGCUCCUGUUUCUCUUAAUCAGCUCUAUAGCGGGCACCUUUCUUAAUGGCUUUUUUAUCUCAUCCUUCUUUAUAGAGCAUUCCUUAAAACGGCUGGGUAAUGUGUACCACGCUUGUGUCGGGAUCUGUGAUCUGUUGAUCACGUCAGCCGUGAUGCCGGCUGCAGGAGUGGUACUUCUGUCUGGUGAAUGGGAUCUACUGGAAGUCUGCAAGGGCAUGGAGUUCGUCACCAUCGCUGCGACUUACUGCCACAGUGUGUUCUUUGCUUUUGUGACGGCCGAGACGUACGUGCGCGUGGUCCACGGGCCCCGAUGUUACGACGCGUUCCUACAAAUGGGUAUCGGUCUGGUCGCCAUUCUCAUCUACCUGUUCGGCUUCCUUCUCGCUGCCGUCGGCGUCUACAGCGGAUUCGAUUACGAUUACUGCGAGCGACGUCACCACGGCAACCUAUACUUCCGCGUCAUCACCUCCCUCUCGGUCCAUGGCGUGACCUGUGUACUUACCAUCUACUUCUUGAUAGCCUCCGCCAUUAACAUCCGAUGCCUCUCCCGCUUGCAAGCUCAGUACAAGAGAUCCCAACAGUACGACCGCGACUUCAACAUGAUCCAUUUGAACAUGGCCGCUUACGUCCUCUACAUGACGUGUUGGAUCCCGUACAUCGUGACGGUCUACAAGUACCCCGACGCUUACGAUGGUCUCUACUACCACUCGGCUUGGAUUGGCGCAUACCGCUCUAUGAUCAACGGUUUAUUAUACAGUGCUAUGAACGCGAACUUCCGUCAGGCGUUUUCCCAGCUUUUCGUUUACUGCUGCUGCAAGAACAGCCUCUCUGCCCCAUUCCGAAGCCGCCACCGACGCAAUCUUGAUUACUCUACGCCAUCUGGUGAAGUCAGGGUCCAUGUCAUGCACAAGGCCAUUGCCCCUAGCAGCCCCUCACGACCUGGCACCUCUCGCGACACUCAGGAAUUAUGAGUAUUUACCUACACUUGCCAGUAUGUCAUGGGCUUUCUUAAGCACUAGAGCGUAUUUCACUAUCCCGAUCCUCA